GAGUGACUUGGCUGGGGAUCAGCCACCUCUAUAUUCUGCUGAUCAGAGUAUCCUAUCUGAUGCCCCAUCCAGGGGAACUCUGCGGGUAACUAGCGAGAUGCCCUUGACUCCGGCCACCCUGGACUUGGAUUUGUCACCUUUUCUUAUCAGCAGCCUUGGAGACCCCGGGAACAUGGUGCUGAUGAACUGCCGGGUGUGUUUGGAGGACAGGUUCCUCAAACCCCUUGUUUGCUGUAAAGAACCUCUGUGCGAAGAAUGCCUGAAGAGAUAUCUCAGUUCCCAGGUGCAUAUAGGACAAGUGGAAAUAAAAUGUCCAAUAACAGAGUGCAAUAAAAACCUGGAUGAAUCCACAAUCGUGUACAGCCUGCCACGAGAUGAAAUACUCAAGUACAAGUACUUCCUGGAACUUAGCCGCAUGGACUCCAGCACCAAACCCUGCCCUCAGUGCAAGCACUUUACCACCUUUAAGAGGAAAAGCCACAUUCCAGCCUCAGCUAAAUCAGACAACAGGUUCAAAGUUCAGUGCCCGUCUUGCCAAUUUAUAUGGUGUUUCAAGUGCCAUUCUCCAUGGCAUGAAGGCAUUAACUGUAAAGAGUACAAGAAAGGGGAUAAAUUGUUGCGUCACUGGGCCAGUGAGAUAGAACAUGGGCAGAGAAAUGCCCAGAAAUGUCCAAAAUGCAAGGUCCAUAUUCAGAGAACAGAAGGUUGUGAUCACAUGACCUGUUCUCAGUGUAACACUAAUUUCUGCUACCGUUGUGGGGAGCAAUAUCGCCAGCUACGCUUCUUUGGUGAUCACACAUCAAACCUCAGUAUAUUUGGAUGCAAAUACCGCUACCUCCCUGAGAGACCACACGUAAGGAGAUUAGUACGAGGCUCUGUUUGUGCUGGUAAACUGCUGAUUGCACCCCUGCUCAUAGUUUUGGGUUUGGCACUCGGAGCCAUAGCAGUUGUAAUUGGAUUGUUUGGGCUACCUGUCUAUUGCCUUUGUAAAAAACAACGGAAAAGGACGCGUUCAACAGGUUUGCCCUGGUAAGAAUUGAGAACCCUCUAAAGCUUGAAACAGUCCUGCGGGGGCUUUACAAGACUGUGCAGCAGAGAGCAUUAUUGUGUCAAAGCCGCAAAAUCCCAAAAUUCAGAAGGACAGUUGAAGACUUUCGAUGCUCUGUACAGCUCCCAACGGAAGACCACAAUGCCACCUGUUCCUGGUGCACUCCUGGCUGGAUAUGCCCAGAAUUGCUGCUUACUUUAUUUUUAUGUGUGUGUUUUUAUUUGGGAACAUUGUUUUAAUUGCCAUUCCCUUAUCAGAAGUGUCAAUUUAGAACUAGUUUGCCAAUUUGUAGACAAUCAAAAUAAGAACCCUUAUUUGGACUUGAAAGCCUGGACAAACAAUGCUUCCUUCUCCGUUAUUUUUUUUUCCAUCAGGGUAAGACUCUAGUUCGUAAAGUUGUUUGAAGUUGAAAUGUAAAACCCAAGUCUUAUUUAUAAACAUGAUCGUUAUCAAACUGCCUUCGGUGUAGCCAACAAUGAAAUAUGCUGCAUCGUACCUUCCAAAAUGCAGUCCAACUGGUCUGUAGCAGUUCAAACUUAGUAGCCAAACCAUUACACAUGCGAUAGUUUAUCAAGAAUGGACAGCAAGGCGAAUACAAGUUAACAAAAUAAAGGAAAUGCAGGCAUUAUCCUCUACUAGUGGAUUACUUGUGCAGAGAUUUAAUUUUGCCAUAUGUUUGUACAAAGCUCUGUUGAUGAUUAAGCCUUUGACUGUCUAUUUCAUUACUAGGGUAUAAUUUGCUAAGCAACAAGUCUGAUUUAACUGUUUUGAUUCUAGCUACUCUGCCAUGUCACGAUAGAACAGCAUUUUUCUACAUUCAGGCUUUCCAAUAUCUGUGUGGAGUGUAGUACGGUGCCUUUUGCAGUUAUUCUAAAAGGGCACAACAUUCCUUUUGGUCUUUUGUUUGUUACAUAAUGCAAACAUGUCCAAGGGGCAGUGUUUGGGAUGUUUCAUGCUUCUCUUUGAUGGUAGAAAUCCUGUUUUGUAACAUUAUUUGUCCUGUUUUUUAUUUUAUUUAUUUUUUUAAAUAAUCUAUUUCUCUUUAUUUAUUAAACAAAUGGCCAUGUUAUGUUUGGCCACCACAGCCUUGGCUAAAUGGUCAAACAGAUUGCAAAUAGUUUAACAACUUACAUUUUUGGUCUGCUGAUCACCUGCUCUGUGAGAGCUGGAUGCUCCGUGCAUUGAGCAAAGCUUGCCAGUGAGAGCCAUCUCAUCUG
Molecule: messenger RNA, 2265 nt
Organism: Pelobates fuscus (common spadefoot toad)
Lineage: Eukaryota; Metazoa; Chordata; Amphibia; Anura; Pelobatidae
Gene: RNF217
Product: ring finger protein 217
Exons: 6
Coding region: 98-1033 (311 amino acids)
Biological process (GO): positive regulation of proteasomal ubiquitin-dependent protein catabolic process; protein polyubiquitination; ubiquitin-dependent protein catabolic process
Cellular component (GO): cytoplasm; ubiquitin ligase complex
Molecular function (GO): ubiquitin protein ligase activity; zinc ion binding; ubiquitin conjugating enzyme binding
Source: RefSeq, a predicted model, not a curated record